Penicillium cataractarum is the source of this 2577-nucleotide messenger RNA. RefSeq lists its product as uncharacterized. The coding region runs from base 1 to 2577 and encodes 858 amino acids. The transcript is spliced from 3 exons. The record is from RefSeq and is a predicted model, not a curated record. Lineage: Eukaryota; Fungi; Ascomycota; Eurotiomycetes; Eurotiales; Aspergillaceae.
AUGAAGCUUAGCUUUCGCCAGCGCUGUAAGGAAUUCAUCCGUAUCCUUCUUUCUCCAACGCUUUGGUUCGACGUCUACUGGCCCGCCUCGUGCAAGUACUGGUUCUCGCUGUUGCUCAUCGGCGUGAUCUGCGCCAAAUUACUCCACAUCUAUUCCCACCUCAACUCCCUCUCUCCCGGCCAAUUCAUUCUUUGGGGUCCGACCUUUUUCCUUCAAGAUGUUGCAUGCAUCCUCAUUGCGCAGACGCUCUCUCAAAAUUUCCAUCGAAGAUGGCUCCGUGUCGUUUCUGCGCCGGUAGUAAUUCUAACCAGUUUGAUGAUCUCUGGUCUAGCCGCCGCCAACAUCUCCUUCUACACCCAAACUGGCGCCGAAAUUCAUUGGCGACAAGCACACGCCUUCCAUCGCGAUGCGGCAUCCGUCAAGACCCUCCUGGCCGGAUUGACUGGUAUUGUCAUCAUGGAAGUUUUAUUCAGCGCCGCAGCAUGGAUCUCGACUCCGUAUCUAUACAAUUGGGUUCGCGCAGUGACCCGAGUUCUGAACGCGGCCGUAGCUCCUGUAUUCGUCUGCUGGAAGCGCAAACCUAGCUCCGACCUAGAAAACUAUGCGCGAGUCGCCAACAAGGACUGGGAUGAAGAGAACAGUGAAUCAGAGGCGAUGCUAGGCCUGGAGGAUCCCAUGGCAGCAUCUCCGCCCUCGUCUUCACGGCCUCUUCCGUCUCUAUUAUUGCGCAUCCUCGUGGCCUCGAUUGCCGUCUUCGUGCUCCUGUUGCGCUGCAUUCGCCCAUCAGAUACCGCGUACACUUUCCUCUCCCAGACUGUGAUUAUUACGCCAUUUGAGAAACCCCCACAGCAUGAGACGACAUACUCGGUUGAUCUCCCGCCAGACUUGCCGGGCGACUACAGCUGGCUGUACAACCAUACCGCUCUCGCAGCGCCUCCUAAUUUCGACUGGUUGCCAGGGGAAAAGAUUGCAGGGUUCAGGGACUGGUAUGAAGAAGGCAAGGAAGGGACAGCAUUGCACUAUGAUCCGGCACACGACCCCUUGAAAAUCUCGAAUCUCGACCGCGAUGUUUUGGAGCCGUGGCGGGAUGCCCUGAAGAGUGGUAGUGUAAACAUUAAGCACGUUUUCCUACUCAAGUUGGAAAGUACCCGGUACGACGUCUUCCCGGUCCGCAAGGACUCCCACGUUGGCGAUAUCAUCCGCGAAUCGUACGGUGGCAGCGUUCCAGACGUUGUAGAUCAGCGUCUCUCCAACCUGUCACGCAAUGCCGAGCGACUGACGGGAGUAUCGGCUGGCUGGGACCACAGCGACGAUUCAUGGCAGCCACGUGGUGGUAUGUACGCCUCGAAUGCUUAUACUGGUGAUACGUUCACUCUCAAGAGUAUUCUCGCCAGUGUCUGUGGAAUUGCACCCUUGGUAGUCGACUUUAAUCGCGAAUACUUGCAUCACAUCUAUGAGCCGUGCAUGCCUCACAUCCUCCAUGCAUUAAACUCCAUGUCUCACGAGAACGACACCAAAAAGGUCAAAGAAGAUGAUUUCAAAACCUGGCCCUGGCAUUCGACUUUUAUGCAGAGUAUUACGGAUAACUAUGACAACCAGGAUCUUCUCCUUCCCGCAAUCGGAUUCAAAGAUAAGAUUACAGACAAGAAGAUCACCAAGGACUGGAAGAAAAAGCCAGGCCAUAAGCCGGAAAAGUUCAAUUUCUGGGGCUAUCCCGAGCAUGAACUGCGGCCUUAUUUUGUCGAUGCUUUGAAGCAUGCAGAGAAGCAUCAUGAGCGUCUCUUCCUUACCCACCUUACGGGACAGACACACUACCCCUGGGAUAUGCCAAAGGGCGACAAGAUUGAGGAGUUCAUGCACCACAACAUCUUCAACGGCAGGAACCGGAUGAACCGCUACUUGAACACUCUGGGAGUUGCAGACAGGUGGCUUGGCGAGGUUCUAGAGGUGAUCGAAGAAGCUGGUGUUGCCAAUGAAACCCUGGUGGUCAUGGUUGGCGAUCACGGCAUCUCACUAAUCGAGGACGGUGGCGUCACCCCCUACGAUAACCCCCAUGUUUCCAACUUCCACGUUCCACUCGUCUUCUCGCAUCCGCAACUCCCCCAAAUCACCAUCGACGGCCGCGUCACAUCCAUGCAAAUCGUACCUACUAUCAUGGACCUCCUCGUGGAAUCAGGCUCUUUGGAUAAGGACGCCACCCAUGCAAUCAAAGACCUUCUCCCCCUCUACGAAGGCCAGUCCAUGAUCCGCGAGCUUGUCCCAGAGAAAGACGGCAAGCUUGACUGGCAAUUCACCGUUAUGAAUACCGGUGCUACCUGGCUUGCUCUGCGGUCUGGCCCCAAGCCGUAUCGUCUGGUCAUUCCCCUCGUGCCUGAUGUCGAGUGGCGGUUCUCCGACGUGGAUAAAGAUCCACUUGAGCUACACACCGUUCAGUCCUUUACUUUGCCUCCGCUUUUGGACGAAGUGGCCAAGGUACACGGCGAAGAUGCCCUGAAUUGGGUGAUUGAAGCCGCUCAUGUUACCCGUUGGUGGGUUAGUGAGAAUUGGCGCCGAUAUGAGUACAAACCAGAGGCAUGA